Molecule: messenger RNA, 561 nt
Organism: Priceomyces carsonii
Lineage: Eukaryota; Fungi; Ascomycota; Pichiomycetes; Serinales; Debaryomycetaceae
Exons: 1
Coding region: 1-561 (186 amino acids)
Source: RefSeq, a predicted model, not a curated record
AUGGCAAUUUUCAGAUCAAAAUCUGGCAGGGAGUUUGAGGAUGACCAAAGAGGAGGAAACAGCGGCACCAAAGAGCAAUAUAAAGCCUCUGCCAUGCAUGAUCCUAUUCUUUCAGCAAUGAAUGAAGCUCAGCCGUUUGAACAGGCAGCUGACUACGGACGUGGUGAUAGACGUCCUAGUUAUUUAUCUCAGGAUUCGCAAGAUUUGAAAGACAUCUUUGGAAAUCCUAUUAGGCAGAGUGAUAUGUCGAAUCCUACCAGAUCAAGGAAUGAAAGACCAUUAGACACAAUUAGAGGAUUUGAAUAUGCCAUUACUGGUGACUUGGCUUAUAGAGACCAGCUAGAGACAACAAGACUUGGAUGGGGAUUCCAUGAAGACUUCUCUCCGUACAAUCUUACGUCAUCUGAGAACGCAAAUGGAGAUACCAAUUAUGACCGUCCUGUUAUCAAUUUCAAUUCUGGCGGAGAGCAGCCUAUCUAUGCUGCUGGAAAUUAUAGCGCAGCCUCGUUGAAGCCAGAGAAGAAGAAGAAAAAGAGAGGUUUGUUUGGUAAGAAGAAGUGA